This is a messenger RNA of Prorocentrum cordatum, 1841 nucleotides long. Lineage: Eukaryota; Dinophyceae; Prorocentrales; Prorocentraceae. The record is from the annotation of a GenBank genome assembly.
GGGAAAAUGGAUAGAUCCGUCUACCGUAUGCUCUUGUUCUCAAGCAGGUUCCAUAUGGUACCCGAAGAUACUCUGCACAAGCUGCUCGUUGACAGCAGCAGUUGUUGGAUCCCUUCAUAUGGGGCCGAGGCUCCGAAGAAAUCGGAGCGCUGGAUGUCUGGGUUCGUCUCAUCGAGCGUCGUCCCGCUUCGAGCGUCGAGUGGCACCCCUUCUUCCAUGUGAUUUCGUGGCGGGGGGGUUCGGCCACCACCGACUCUGCGUACAAUGUCUUCCUGCCUCGUGGCUCCGCCCGCCCCCGGACAGUGGUCAACCGUCUCGGCCCGAGCAGACGCAAUUGAGGUGCAAUUCUUCUCAGCGUGUUCGCAACGACCUGCGAAAAGCGAUCAUCUUCGUGGCCAUGCUUCGCCUGCUCCUUGUGGCGGCCUUCCUGUCCGCGGCGUCGGCGCGGGAGCUCUCGCAGCUGGAGCUCGAGCCGGCGCUCGCGGCCGACGACGAGUGCGACGCCGUCGCUGGCGAGCCUUGCGGAGUGCAGUUGCUUCAGGCUCGCUCUUCGAAGGAGAGCCAGAUGAGCUCCACCGUGAACUCCAGCGACAACAUGAGCUCGACCGAACCCAGCGAGCUGCCGGAGGCCGACGGGCCUGAAGACGGCGAGCAGCUCCUGCAGCACGACGCCCUGGUAGCCGAGGUACAGUCGGGCAAUUUCUGGUUCGUAUCGCGCAAGGCGUGCGGGAACACCAGAGGCUCAGCGGAGCGGCUCUGGGCCGGGCAGUGCCAGCCGGCGCUGUGGGACCGCAGCCUGUCCGUGCGCGGACACGUGCCAGGGCGACAGCAUAUCUGUCCAAACCUUCGAGAACAUGGUCUGCGCAGGCACCUCGGUGAUGAACAAGACCUUGGCACUCGGCGGGUGCUCGGACACCCCGCGCCCAGACGACGGCGACGUGCAGGCGCAGUACGACUGCGUUUGCGGUGUUUAGCAUCUUCUAACGUACCCCCACCCUCACCUGGCCAUGAUAUCUCAGCCUCACCAGCUCACCCGUCCUGGUGAGAAUGAUAGGCCCCGCGAAGACCGACGGAACAGGCGUACAUCCUAACCCUGGGUGGGCAAGUCGGCCAGUGGGGCUGAGGCCACGCCAGCGGGGAUAGGGGUCAGGUGUCGGACCACGGACCGUGACGCUGACGGGCCUGCAGGCGUGCAGCUGAUGGUGACGGACGCGCGUGCCUAGACUUGAGUCGGGCGUGCCCCUCUACAGGAGGAGUAUUCGAAGAUUGUUGGGAACUCGUCUGGGCACGAUCCUUCUAGCACUUUUUGCUUACAAGUUGUAAGUGCUGUUGUUUGUUAUUUUGCAUCCCUCAUCCAGAAUCCGCCUAUGGGAGGACAUGCCCGACCUGAGCCUAGACGCCCAGCGCCUGGGCGACCUUGGCGGGCCGGCCCCGCGUCGCCGCGUGCGCGGGGCCGGUCCGGUGCGCGGGCGAGAGACCAGGUUUCGGCCUGCGGGCGUGGUGCGGAGCACCCCAGAGAGCUGCGGGGGAUGGGCGGUGCUCGCCCGCAGGGCUUGCUGCACGGAGCGGAGCACGGACAGCAGAAAAAGGAAGGGCGCCGUCUCUCCCAUGCCCCUUCUGAUUUUUGUUGACGUUGAGCGUUUCUCCUCCUUCUCCGUCCUGUCCCCCUUCUCGCGGCCCACUUCUCUUGCGCGUUCGACGCUUGCAGUUUGGACCAAAAAGGGAGUGGGACGAGGGUUCGAGACGGAUCCGUCCGAUGGCACGUGGCCCUUGCUAGCGAUGAAACAUCCCGCGACGGCAGUAGAACGAAGCGAACGCGGGCGGAAGGAAGACAUUCCAUA